Molecule: messenger RNA, 1613 nt
Organism: Botrytis sinoallii
Lineage: Eukaryota; Fungi; Ascomycota; Leotiomycetes; Helotiales; Sclerotiniaceae
Exons: 2
Coding region: 379-1329 (316 amino acids)
Source: RefSeq, a predicted model, not a curated record
GCGCUUAUCACAAAUUCAUCCCAGAAACAAUCCUGCCCCGCAAAAUCAUCGUUCCCACCCCUGAGAGCAUCAUUUCAAUUACCUAGGUAUAUUAAUUAAUUUUUAAAUAUGCAUCAAUCUUCAUCAAUUCUCAUUCUUAUAAAAAGUAUCAGCUUUCCGUUGUCUGGGUUUCUUCUCCUCUCCUUUUCCAUUACUCUUCAUCACAUUUUGAUUCGAGAUUCAUUAUAGAAGCUUUGGUCUUCAAUACUCCCAUUCUUGUCCAUAUAUAUACAUUCUUUUGAAAAGAUAUCUAUCAUUCACAUACAGCCUUGACCGUCUCAAUUAACUGUACUCUUUCAAUCGAUCGAUUUCGUUCCCUAAAAACAAAACUCGAUCAACAUGGGUUUCUCAAUCAAGAACUUGGCUACUGCCUCUACCUUCCUCUCCAUUGCUCAAGGAGCCGUGAUGGGAAAACGUGCUCUCUCGGGUCAAGCUACUACUUAUGGUGGUAAUACUCACGGAGGAGCAUGUUCAUUCUCCACCUAUACCCUUCCAUCCAAUAUGUUUGGUACUGCCCUCUCCGAUUCCAACUGGGCUACUGCUUCGCAGUGUGGUCGUUGUGUUUCGGUUACCGGUCCUUCAGGUAACUCUAUCACUGCUAUGAUCACAGACGAGUGUCCCGGCUGCGGAACCAACCACUUGGAUCUCUACACCACCGCUUUCACCUCCCUCGCUCCCCUUUCCAAAGGAAUCAUCGACGUAACCUGGAACUACGUCGACUGUCCCAUCACCAGCCCCCUCCAACUCCACCUCAAAGAAGGUGUCUCGGCCUACUGGUUCAGCAUGCAAGUCGUCAACGCCGCCGAGGGAGUUUCCAAGCUCGACGUUUCCACCGACGGCGGAAAAACCUGGCAACCAACCAACCGCACCACCUACAACUACUUCGAACACUCCGCUGGCUACGGCUCCAAAGUCAACGUCCGUGUCACCGGUUUGAGCGGAAAGACCGUCACCGUUAACAACGUCGCCGUCACUCCCGGAAACCUCGUUAGCGCAAGCGGAAACUUGGGUUCGGGCUUGGCCUCAAAGUCUGUUGCUUCCGAUGCCGUUGUCGCCAAGGAGGCGGUUGUAGAUGCUUCAACUACGAGCGCUACCCCUGCCGCGGUCGUUACACCUGCUUCUUCAUCUGUGGCCGAGGUUUCUACUUCUGCUGCUGUCGUUGAACCAGUUUCUUCCUCCUCCUCCUCUUCCAUCGCGGAAGUAUCCACCAGCGCAGCUGUCACUAUCCCAUCUGCAAGCGCAACCCAAAGUGUUGUGUGGGUUGACUCUGAUGAGUGCGAAACUAAGUAGAGUGGCUGGGUAUUGCUAUGUGAGGGCGUUAUUCAUGCUUUGGAGCGAGAGCGAAGAUUUCAUGAGCUGAUGAAUAUGCAUGUAUGGAUUCAUGGAUUAGGACAUGGAUUGGAUAUAACUCUGUUUAUCUGUAUCUGUGUUUGUGUCUGUCUCUAUGUUUGCGUUGUGUCUAUGGAGGAAAUGGAAAAUGGGAAAUGUAUUUUCAUUCGUUGUAUAUAUUCAUUUAUAAAUAAAUAAAAAUGUUCGUGAAGAAUUAAUUGAGUUUAGAGGAAUACUUACUCGGA